Messenger RNA from Eriocheir sinensis (Chinese mitten crab), 11351 nucleotides. RefSeq names its product mucin-17-like. The record is from RefSeq and is a predicted model, not a curated record. Bases 399 to 11351 code for a protein of 3650 amino acids. NCBI's taxonomy places the organism in Eukaryota, Metazoa, Arthropoda, Malacostraca, Decapoda, Varunidae. The transcript has 13 exons.
UGUACCGGUCUGGGCCGUGGUCAAAACCCGGGGCGGCGCAGCGCGCAGGCGCGCGGCCCUCCAUGUUGGCCCCGCCGCGUGACAAUAACACAGUGCUGCCCCGCGUUGCUGCCACCUAACGCCUCGUUUCUCUUCGUGCGUCAACUGUGAUGAAGAUGAAUGACCAUGAAUGACUCUGGGGACAGGAGCAUCAAGGCUGUAGACAUUCCCCUAAGUUCUUCUGUGAGAGAACACCCACACCGACUGAGAGUGAAGUAUUAAAUGUUAAAUUCAGAAAACACUCAUGAAGCAUCAUUUGGUGCAGCAACUGAGUUAAAGGGAAGAUUGACAGUGCACCUACCUCUCCAGUAAGCAGUUGUAGUGAAGGUCGGCACCCUACAUUGUCCAACAGAAUAAUAAUGGAGACUCCCAAGAAUACAAAAGCCAGUAGUGCAGAAAACUCUAGUUCAAAGGAGAACAGUUCAAAAAAGUCUUUUGAGUCAAAGGAAACCAAGGUAGAAGCUGCUGCUGGAACUGAGGAAAGUAAAGAGAAGCUUAAGGAUGAAUCAAAUGACCAGACAUCACUUGCUGAAGGAUUUUGUGGGUUUGAUGAAAAGGAUAACCCAGUCCAGGCCAGGAGCACCAGAGAGGCAAGCAGAAAUGCAACAGUUAACCUGACCAAGAAAUCUUCAGCCAAAUCUGAGAAGACUGAAGGAAAAAAUGAUUCUCCUCCUGACCUGGUCUUGUUCUUGAAGGAGGGAAGAGGACGUGCCCAAAGCUACAGUGAGCCACCAAGACUUGACCCAGAGAGCAUAGCAACUCGGAGAAGGACCAGAGUGCCUGAGGACCCAGUUGCACUAAUCUCCAAGGCAAAGUCAGCAUCGGCAGAGAAAACAAAGAAGGACCAGAAGGGAUUAAUCAAGAAAGAGAGGAAGACUAAAGUGAUGGACACACCUGAAUCCCUUAAGAGAUUAGCAAGGGAAGGAAGCAGACAAGUACAGACCACAAGCAAAGAGUCUUCAGAUAGUGGGAGUGAGGAGAAAGCUCUUAAAAAGGUGUACAGCAAAAAGAAUUCAGAAGGGGAUGUCAAGGUGAAGUCUGCAGGUACUUCUACAAGGUCUGAGGAGGAGCAGGCAGCUAGCAUCAGCAGAAAGAAUAGCAGAGGAAAGAGGAAUUCAGCUGAUAAACCAGAAGCAGAGGUUGUGGCAGAAAACAGGGCUACCUCACCUGCAAAAGACUCACCUGAUGAGCUAAUAAACUACUCCAACCUUGGGAGCAUCCUGAAUAAAAUGAGCAGAAAUGUUGCUGAUAAAAGAAUACCAGUUGUGAUUAUGUCAAAAUCUGAAAAAGAAACAAAAACUGACUCUGCUAAGCCCAAGAGCAAAAAGAGAGCACCUCCUGACACAGCCUUGAGCACAGCUGUACUGAAGAUGGCUUCUCCUAUAAUUCCACCAUUCCUAGAUGAUGAAGAAACUAUCUCAGGGUCAGAGGGUGAAUGUAGUACUCCUAAACCAGAGGAUGAGAGGUGUGGAAGCCCUUCUAGCACAGGCACCAUCAGUGAUUCAGAAACUGAUGAAAAUGUCAUUGUUUUGAAGAAGAAUUCUGAUGUGAGAAGUGAAGAAGAAAACAGAACGUCAAAUGCCACAAAAACAGGGAGCAGCCCUUCUAGUGACCCUGACAGCAGUUCACGUGAGAAGGUAGAUGUUAAGCAGAAUAUAAUUUCUGACAACAAGGAGCAAGCUAAUACUGAUAAUGAGUCAUCCCAAACACCAGGAACAAAAGAGACUGCAAUCAGUGAACCUUGUGAGUCAGGUGCUUUAGAUGCAGUUCAAGUCAGUUCUUCCUAUAUUAAACUCUCCUCAGCUGCCUCAUCAGUUUGGCCAGGAACAGUCACGAUGCCCAUCAGGUCUGGCCAAACCUUCAAACCUAUCAGGCCAAGUCUCUUAUUGCCAAAACCUGUAACUUCACUAAUUAAACCAAAUCUCGUCACAUCACUUAGCGAACUCAACACUGACACCUCACCUAUCAGUUUAAGUCAACUUGUGUCACAGGUCACAUCCAGUCAAAGCACAUCACUCAGUAAGACAAGUUCCAUUGCACCAUAUGCCAAAUCUAGUCCAAUCACCCCACUCAUCAGGUCAGUUUCUGUUGUGCCAGAGGUCAAAACCACUUCAGGCACACCACCCAUCAAGCCAAGUCUUGUUGCAUCACAUGCCAAACCCAGUCCAAGCACCUCACUUGUGAACCCAAUUUCAGUAGUGUCUGAGGUCAAAUCCAGUUCAGUCCCUUUACCUAUCAAGCCAAGGGCACUUCCGUCACAAGUCACACCUACUCCAAGCACUUCACAGGUCAAGCCAAAUUUAGGUGUGUCACAUUCCAAACCCAGUCCUGUCACCUCACAAAUCAAGUCCAGUUCAUUUAUGUCACAUCAUACACAUGUCAAACCCACUCUAAGCACCUCACCCAUCCAGUCAAAUCCAUUUAUGUCACAGGUGAAGUCCAAUCCAAGCUCCUCACCUGUUUGGUCAAAUCUGAUCAUGUCACAGGUCAGACCCGGCCUAGUGUCCUCACCUCUCAAGUCCAGUUCACUUUUUUCACGUGUAAAACCCAGUCCAGUUGCCUCACCCAUCAAGUCGACCCUGGUUGUGUCACAGGUCAAGCCCAGUCCAGUCUCUUCACCUCUCAAGUCCACUCCAAUUGCAUCUAUCAAAUCUAGUUCCAUCAUCUCACCCAUCAAGUCUGGGUCAGGCACCUCAUCAUGUCUCCCGGGUCAGAAUGUUCCUUCAUUUGUGGGUAGUAAACCAAAAGGAUCAAUGAAAAUGACCAACUUGGCAUCAAGUAAAAUGGGUGUCAAAGCAUCAUCAAACAUGAAGGCAACGUCAACUACUCAAACCCCAAAACGAGAGAUUACUGCCAAGCAAGAUUCCUACAAAUGUUCUCAAGUCUCUGCAUCAGAGGCAUCCGGCUCAUUGUCCUCAAAAGAUCCCAUACUGGAUUAUACAGACAUAGAGACAGAGGAAGUAGUUCUUGGUGAGAAUGAGGACUCUAGUGGACAAAUAGACAAGGUGGGUGACAUGCCAGCAGGAAUAGACUUGCUGGCCCAUGAGGAGCUAGAAAGUAGCAGUGAGGAGGAUGCUGUCAAGAUUCCUGAUCAACCAGUUGUUCCAAAGAAGGAAUCAUUGUCGCCUGAAGGCAGAGUUGCUUUAGACCAUUCGUAUUCUUCAGGUGGCUCUGGCAGCUCAAGAAAAAAGUCCCCCACUACUUAUGAAAAGAGCCUGACUCCACGACCAGUAUACAGCAAUGCCAGUCCAGCAAAGAGGUCCCUGGAUAUCAUGCUGCACAAUGAUAAGAUCAAUAUUCUGCGACAAAUGAGCCAGAUAUUCAACGAUGAGAAGCCACCUCUAGAGAUUUUCAGUGAUGAAAAGGACACCCAGCCAGACACUGAUAAUUCAAUGUCAAGUUCUGAUGGAGAUGAGGAAACAAGUACAGUUAUUAGACAAACUGAAGAAAAUACUACAACUAUGUCCAGCACCAAAACCACUAAUAAUAUCUCUGCAGACCCUGACAACAAAGAUGUAAAAAUGAAGAAAAUAACAAAAUCCAGUACCAUGAUUCAGGAAGAUGGUAACUCUUCUGAGGCCAUGUCCAGCAAACCUUUGGCAGUAGAGCAGGUUCCCAAGCCAUCAGGGGCUUUUGGCACAUCAUCUGAAGUCAGCUCCUCAGAGAAUGUAUCCUCUAACCAAGAGAAGACAACUGAAGUCCAGAAAACCCCACCACAAAAGGAUCAGAAUGGAAAAAAUAUAUUGCAAGAUGCCGGUAAUAUUAUUACAGACAGUCCUUUCCUUGGGUUCCCAGACCCUGAUCCUAAGGUGCAUCAUGUGCCUGCAUACUCCCCCUCUCUUAAUGAGAAGAUCUCGGUGCAGAGCAAGGUGGGGCCUUCAGGCGAAGUAAUUGAUAUCGUGGAUGGCUUCUCCUUUAUGUCGUUCUCCUCAGAAAAUGAAAUGAUGUCAUACGAUGGCACAUACAGUGGUAAAACUAUGAAAACUCGCCAUUGGCUAAAGAGAAAACGAAGGAGACGCAAGAGGUUAAUAAGACUGAAGGGACGGAGAAUGUACCCCAAGGUGUUACGUGAAGAACCAGGUCCAAGUGUGGCUGGGAGUGCUGCCUCUCCAAGGGAAAGGGGAGCCACUGCAGAGUGUGGAGCUUUUGCUAGUGAUGACUUGGACAGAUUUUUGGUUAAGAAUUCACAUUUGAACAUCAGUUACCCGAUUCCUAAAUGCAAAGUCACAGAAGAUGGAGUAACCAAAAUUGAUGAAGAGGUUUUGGAACCCACCCCAACCCCCCAAACCCCGACCCGUCCCAUGUCACCUCACUCACCUUAUGCCCCCGACUCAUCCCCCGGCUCACCGAGUUCGCCCCGCGCUGAGGUGACACCCAGCAGCACCCAGAGUGUGACCCCUGUGAAUCCCAACUCCAGUGCAGUUGAACACACUGGAGCAGAAGCUGUUCCUCAGUAUGAAGAGGUGAAUGCAAUAGACAUCCUCUACCCAAAAGAGAAGUACAAGUACUACUACAACAAAGAGUUAUGUAAAGAGACAAAAGCAGAUGGCUCCAAUGUCUUUGUGCAGAGAGCAGGGAAGUUGGUUCCUCUUACAACAAUUUUCAAGAGCCAGAAGUCCCCUUCAUCAGAACAGCCUGGCACUACCAACAAACAGUCUGUUGAACUUGUUUAUGUGUAUGAUGGUGGGAAGCUGCUAACCCUGGGAGGGUCGCUCACCAAAAUUAAUCCCUCCAAUUCUGAUUGUGUUCGGGCAAGGGUGGUGCUUCCCAUGGGAGUGCCACCAAUAACAAAGGGAGAAACUGUUGCAGCUAGGGCUAAGAAGGUUCAGGCAGUAGAGAUUAAUGAAGACUUGGCUAAAUUUGCUCUCUCAGCUCUGCAGAGUUCUCACCUGAAAUUAGAGCAAACUGCUGAUACGAAAGGAGACAGUGAAGAACUUCCUCCUUUGCCUGGACCAAGUUCAGACAAAGGGAAUGAGGAGGAGAUGGAUGUAGAUACUCCUCCAGUAGUUCCAGUGGAUAAGGUUGAAGAAACAGAUGCUCCUAAGAUUGUUCCAAGUCCUUUACCCAUCAAGCCCACCAAGAGAAAUAUCUUGGAUAUCAUUGCUGCCAAGUUGGCCAUGUCAGAUGAUGAAAGUGAUGGAAAGGAAGAUGUUGAGGAGAAGGAUGCAUUUGGUGAUGUGAAAGAGUCUGAUAAAGGAAUUGAUGUGGAUAUCAGUCAAAUCACCAAGCAUGUGGUCGCAGGAGGGAAGGAGGAAGGCAAAACUGUAAAAAAAGAAGAGGAUGACGAGGCAAAUAUUGAUCAGGGAAGCAUAGUAACCUCAGUGGAGGGCAAGAUUCCAUUGUUGAAGCAGGAAGACCUAAAGGAGGAAAAGCCCAACGAGGAAGUAGCAACAAAACCUGAAGUCUCUGUGCAGAAAGAAGAUAUGAAAACAGAGACUGGAGUAGAGGAUGAUGUGACACAAACAACAAAAGACACACAAAGAUCCUCAGCUAGGAGAGAAAAAGAGGAAGAAGAUGGAAAUGAAAUUGUUUAUGUUGAGAAAAUCAGGGAAGUGAUUGAUCUUGAAAACUCAGAAAAUAAUUACCCUGAAAGUGAUACUAAUUUGGAAGAAAAACAUAAGAAAGAUGGAGAGAGCAAGCCCAUAACUAAGAAAGAAGAAAACGUAAAAAGUAAUCUCAUGAAUCUGAAGGAAACCCAUAACAAGAAUGAUGGACCUCAAGAGCAGAAAAACUUGAACACCUCAGAGGCAGGGGAUAAUAAGGAACCAGCUGUCAGGGAGGAAGAAAACAUAAACAGUGUAAAAAAGCAGUCUGUAAACCUUGACAGAAAGGAAAUAGGAGAAAGCAAAGCAGCAGUUGUUGAGAAGAAGGAAAACUCGGCUCUGAUUGAAAGGGAGACGGUAACAGAAACAAAAGCUUCAGCAGCAGUUGAUGAGGAAAAUACUGGCAAUCCAUCAUCAGAGACAUACAAUGACGAGGCCCUAGAGAGCUUACCUAGUAGUGGCAACACCAGUCGAGCAGAAUCUGUCAUUAAUGAAGCCCCAAGGAGCAGCUUAUUAAUGUCAUCGCAGGAAUCAGGUGACAAGACAGACAUGGAGGAGAAGGCAGAAGGUUCCCUCGAGAGUGGCGGUCAGGAGGCUUUUCGUAUGGACAUCAAAUCCAAGGUCUUUAAGAAGAACAUGUACAGGUUCCCCUCACUGUCACGGGAGAUGAAGCGUCUCAACAUGAACUUUGUCAACUAUGAACCACCGCCACAAGAGGUUGCCUCCGAGGAAAAAGAGGAGGUAGUUCAAGAAGUGAAAGGAGAUUGUAGCAAUGAGCACUGCAAGCUUGGAUGUGUCUGUGACUCCCUGUUGUGUCAGCGCAAAAGUGUGGAGCACUGUGGGCGUAUUGAAUGCAUGUUUGAGUGUACGUGCCGGGAUGAGAGUUGGAAGCUUCCCUCUGGCUCAGGGAGGACCAUGAAUGCUGUGUCCAUUUUUAACCUGGACAGAGAACAGAAAGAAGGACUGGCACUCAGAGAGAAGGAUUUCAAAAGAACUGUCAUUCAGACUGGCUCUGAGGUAAUAUUGGUUGGAGCUGAGAGAAAGAAGAGAGAGAUCAGGCUGCCUGGGAGGUAUCGAGGAACUACAGUUUGGGAAGCCUCAGAGUUUCCAGAAAAUAUCAACUAUUUUAUGCCACCAGACCAUCCCCUCCAGCCAGAUUAUCCUGGUAUUCCAUUGUCUGAGGCCUCCAAAUACAUAAAAAAAUUCAGAUUGAACAUUCCUUGGUUUGACAUCAAGGGCAUCAGUAUAUGGUGCAUGGAUCAUAACUGUUAUGACUGCAGGUGUCUGACUGACCCCACAUUUAAUGACCCUAUUCAAGUGGAAUCUCCAAAGAAAAUUACCACUCCAAAAGCAAAACCUGAGAGCAGUCCAGGGAAGGGUGAUGAGUCUUUCACAUCCACACUGAGUGCAUUGGUUGAUUUUGAUGAAGCCCUAAAACAUAAGAUUUCAGAUGCUCCAUCAUCCACCAAUGACCUGGAACUUAAAGUUCCUUUUGUAGCGGAUGCUAACUGCAGUAUUAUGAAUAUCAUCGUUAACAAUUCAGAGACUAGACGUAAAUACACCUGGAAAUUGAAAGAAUGGUAUCAUCACACUGGUUAUUUCUCUGCUAGGACAGCUGGAUAUUCUAAGAACAAAACAACAGAGGAGACCAAGAACAUGACUCUCAGUGGCCUUGCUGCAAAAGAGACCACACCUGAACAGAUUGUUGAGUCUGUUGUGAGAAGCCUGAGGCAGCAAAAAGCAAAUGAUGAGUUGAAGUUGCCAUCAUUACCUUGUGAUAAUAACUUUGAACCAUUUAUGGGUGAUUCUCUAAUAAACUUGCAGAAUGCUAUAGGGUUUGACCCAGAAAACAUGAAAAAGCCUUCAGAAACUGAAACUGUUUGUUUGAAAAAGCAUUUGACCAGUGAUAGUGAGGAUACGCCCAUUUCCAGGCUAGAAGCAGAGUUGAAAAGUAAUAUUCGUUGCAGACCUCCAAAAGAUCUGAAAGGAGUCAUAAAGAGAAGAGGGAGUGGGCUAGCUGAGCCUCCCUUAAAGAAAAAACGCAUAAGUAAGUUUGAAGAUGGAUUACGAAUAGUCCAAGCAGGCAGCACCACCCUGCCAUUCCCCAAAGAAAACUACCCAGCCAACCCCACUGAAUAUUUAUCAUGCAGUGAAAUACGAGUUCCCAAGAAGACUUUAUCUUUGCUUGAGAUGAUGGUUGAUGAAGAGAAGAGAGGAGAACUUGAGCUUGAUCUGUCAUCUAACAUUCCUGGCAAUGCGCUGUUGGUUGCUGAAGCUCGCUUUAGGAAACUGAUCAACAUGAACAUUAUCGGAGUUGUUGGCAUCAAUAAAGCAGGAAGGUGCAUCAUUGGCACUGUUGACUCGGAUGGAACCCUCCAGGUGAUGCACCAGAUUCAAAACAUGAUCAGGAACAACACUCUUGAUGUCGGGCCAAACAUGCGGGAGAUAUUCUUCCCUCCACCCUAUAAUGGGAUAAGGCCAAGGUUUGUUAUGAUCAGAUGUGACUCUCAUCGUAAGUGGGAAAUUGUUGGAGUCGUUCAAAAGAAAGGACCACUCAGGGCUCCAAGCAGGGCUUCUGAAGUCAAGGCUAAAGCAACCCCAUCAACAAAGCCACAGGUCAUUGACUUAGAAGAAGAGGAGAGGCAGAAGCAGCUAGCAGGGCAGUUAUGUGACAUUAAGCAGGAAGUUAAUUUUGAUAUUAUUGAACCACCCUCCCCUGAUGAGAAAGAUGGCGGAGAUUGGGAAGGAUCUCUACCUAUGAUUGCUAGUGUUCACAGUGCCUCUGACUUUAAUAUGGCAGAAUUGAUAGGCUCCCCAGAAACCACUGAAGAGGAACCUAGAGAAUCUCACUUAGAAGAAGAAGAAUCACAAGUCACAAAAUUGAAGACUCCUCCAACACAAAAGGCUCUUCCUGACUUAGUUCCCAUAUCAUCAACUUCACUUCCCAUACCGUCACUUAGAGAAGAAGAGGAUGGUUUAUCUUUGGAAACACAAAUGACCAACAGUGAAAAUUCAUCACAGCAGAAGUUGUACUUCGUACCCACUGCUUUCAGUGUUCCUUCCUCAACCCUGACAACAGUUUCGAGUGUCAAUACAGAUAUGCCUAUGAAAUCAAUGACAUUGAAUUUGGCAAGUAAUAAAGUCUUUGGCGACAACAUAGAAAAGCUUCCACCGACCAAUUUAGAGAAGCUUCCACCGCCCAAUGUAGAAAAUCUUCCACCGCCCACUAUAGAAAAGAUUCCACUGCCCAAGCUAGAAAAGUUGCCACUUCCCAAGAUACAAAAGCUUUCACUGCCCAAGAUGGAAAAGCUUCCACUGCCAACAACAUCAUUAGGUAGCAAGAAAAUCAGCUACAUUUUGCCAAAUAUUUCAGGAUUAGGAAAAAUUGAUACCAUUGCACCACCAUGCACACAAGAAACAUCAAAAAAUGUUGCAGGAGAGCAUGAUACAGAUACUGGUCAAACUGUUGGGGCACCAGCAUCGUCCUCUUCCAAGAUGUUGUAUAUUCCUGUAACAUCAAGCUGUGUUUCAAAGGUUCUGUUUGUUCCCUCUGUUUCCAGUGGGUCUUCCCAACGGAUGAUGUUGCUACCUACUCUCUCGGGCACCAACCCAUUGGAUACUAGCAGCAGCAGCACCAGUAUUCCACCCAUAAACUCCACUGCUACAGUCACUACAAGUAAAAUGAAAAUGGUACUUGUUCCAUCGCCCCAAGAUUCCAGCAAAAUGCUUCUAAUUCCAGCUGCAAAAGAUAGCGGUGAUGGUGCUGCUGCUGGCACGUCAUCCAUAGGAAAUACUUUAAAUGAAGGAGAUAAGAAAAAAAUGCUGGUAUUAACACCUUCUGUCAUCAAUAAUUUAGUGUCAAAAGCGUCCUCAUCAGAUACACUAGCAACUGAACCAUACCAGACAACUUGCUCAGGCACUCUUUUUGUUCCAUUACAUAACACAGGAAUCCAUCCAACUAACUUCAAACUCAGUGAAACUGGAAAGGACUCUCGGCAAGAAUCUUCUAGCUCCCAAGAUAACUCUGAUGAAAUUGUUGUCCUCACUCCUACCACUAACAGCCUCCCUAUCACAGGAAAGAUGAUGACCUCUGAGUCCACAGCAGUUGAAGAAGAAUCUCCAUCUUUGUUCAGUUUAGCUCCAGUUGCAUCAAGCAGUGGAGUAGCUGAAACUAAUGUUGUCUCCUCAUUGACCACUAUUUCCAGCACAAUGCCAGAAAAUGCUUCACCUACCAAUGAUGGUAUCAAUCCAAAAGCAACAUCACAGGACAAGCAGCAUGUGCAUGCAGAUUCACUGAAUACAUUACUUAACAGAACUCAUGAAGAGAUGGUGACAGGAUCAGAGCCUAUUGAGGAAGGGCUUGCCAUUGAGUCAUUAAAGGAUACUGAAUGUGAAAAGUCAAAGGAUAAGCCACCAGUAACAAAACUCAUAAUUCACAGCCAAAAUCCUGAUGCAAAAAAGAAAGAGGAUACACUAGAUCAGGAAAAGAAGCAAAUACUCAUCAAGAAGGGUGGUUUUCAUUGGAGUGCUGUUGAUCUCUCCAUCAACUUCAAAAGUGUCAAGCUUGAAUGGCUUUUGGGCACUAUUAGGAAAAAUGUUCUGAUGAACAUCUAUCGCAUGUCCAAGACAACACAUUCUCCUGUUACACUGAGUGUCAAAAAUGGUACAUCAACCUCCAUGUUGUAUGGGUUUGCCAGAUAUGGCACCACCAGCACUCUGCCUAUACUGAUCCUAGGCUCAGUAGUUUCAGCUGUCCUCAGCUCAUCUUCAGUCCCUGAUUCAAUGCUCUUCCAAAUCAAUUCAAUCAAAUACUUUAUCAGGGAAAGUACUGGAGAGCUUUCUUCAUACACCUAUUCUAGUGAAACUCAUUUAGUUAAGUUAGCAUCUAAAAAGAGAGGAAAUGGAGGGGAAAUGGUGGGAGUUGGUGAACAAAUUGAAAUCUAUAAAUUGAGAGAUCCUGCUUAUCAAACACAGAUUGAAAAGUAUGAUAUAGAAAUUGGAAAGGCAAGUGGUUCCUUCAGUUCACCGCCAGGAAGCUGCAGCUGCACAGAAGCAGGGCACUUGAUGUGCAAAGGAUACUGUGCUUCAGGAUCCUCAUCAAAAUGGGGGAGAGAAGUCACAUCACGGCAGGACUCCAUUAAAGGCAGCAGCUCUAGAGUGACCUCCGAAGAUGAGUCACAGUAUGCUUCCCUGGGUCCUCGUGACACUUCUUUGGGUCAUAUACUUCCUAAGGAGGAAUAUAGGUUCCAAGGUAACCCAGGACUUCCUACUUUAAAGGAACUUCCUCCAGAGAAUCAGAGACAUAUUUGGAAUAAAUCAAGGAACAUGUCAAAAAUGAUGAAGAGAAAAGCUGGCGGAAAAAAGGCCAGAUUAGAAUCCCAUGCUCAAGCAUUUAAUGUGGAUUAUAAUCAGCCGAAUCUAGAAGAAGAGAAGAGUAUUAUUCCAAAAGUUGAGUGUGUGUCAGAAGAGGAAGUUGGUGAUAUUGAUGUGCUUGGGGACUUGGAGGACAGCCCUUCAAUACUGAGUGACCUAUGGGAGCAGUUGGAGUGUGAAACCAGUAAAAAAGUGAAUCCCAAUGUUGCAGUUCAAAAACGAUUAAGUUCCAUCGCAUCAUCUGGAGAAUCUUCCAAGAGGAAAGGUAUUAAGGUGCAGCUGGGUGGAUCUCCAAUGAAGAAGAUGAAGACAGGUGCGUCCUCAUCUAGGGUGGAGCAGCCUUGCCCACGCUCAAGAAAGCCAUCAGUGCUAGGGAAGGUGAGUCUGGGCAUUUGA